Molecule: messenger RNA, 1881 nt
Organism: Zea mays
Lineage: Eukaryota; Viridiplantae; Streptophyta; Magnoliopsida; Poales; Poaceae
Exons: 1
Coding region: 210-1604 (464 amino acids)
Biological process (GO): signal transduction; protein phosphorylation
Molecular function (GO): ATP binding; protein serine/threonine kinase activity
Source: RefSeq, marked validated
GCAAAUCCCGUGUGCCGCACUGGCCGAGCCCACAUUCGAACCAAAGUCCCCCCGGGCCCCCCCAAGGAAAACCAUGUGCCGCGCCCGCCACGUUCCCACGCGCCACUAAAUCAGCAGCGCCCGGCCGCCCGGAGCUGCCAGUAGCGGCAACAGCAAAACAAGAAGCAGCCAGCUACCGGAGCACUAGUAAACAGUAAGCAGCAGAGAGCAUGGCGAGAUCAGGGCGGGAAGCGGAGCCCGGAGAGGAGGAACGGAAGCUGGUGCUGGGCAAGUACGAGCUGGGCCGCCUGCUGGGGCAGGGCACCUUCGCCAAGGUUUACUACGCGAGGGACCUGAGCGCCGGCGCCGGCACGGGCCACAGCUGCAGCGUAGCCAUCAAGGUGAUCGACAAGGCGCGGCUGCGGCGCACGGAGGGGAUGGUGGAGCAGCUGCGCCGGGAGAUCUCCAUCAUGCGGAUGGUGCGGCACCCCAACGUGGUGGGCAUCCGGGAGGUGCUCGCCAGCCGCUCCCGCGUCUUCGUCGUCAUGGAGUACGCGCGCGGCGGGGAGCUCUUCGCCAAGGUGGCCCGGGGCCGCCUCGACGAGGACCACGCGCGCCGCUACUUCCAGCAGCUGGUCGCCGCCGUCGGCUUCUGCCACCGCCGCGGCGUCGCGCACCGGGACCUCAAGCCCGAGAACCUGCUGCUGGACGAGGCGGGGCGGCUCAAGGUCACCGACUUCGGGCUGGCCGCGCUGCCCGAGCAGCUGCGCCACGACGGCCUGCUCCACACGCAGUGCGGCACCCCCGCGUACGUCGCGCCCGAGGUGCUCAGGAAGCGCGGCUACGACGGCGCCCGCGCCGACCUCUGGUCCUGCGGCGUCGUGCUCUACGUCCUCCUCUGCGGCUUCCUCCCGUUCCAGCACGACAACUACGUCAAGUUGUACCAGAAGAUCUUCAAGGCCGACUACCAGGUGCCGCCCUGGGUCUCCGGCGACGCGCGCCGCCUCAUCGCGCGCCUGCUCGUCGUCGACCCCGCCAAGCGCGCCUCCAUCGCCGAGAUCAUGUGCACGCCGUGGUUCAGGAAGGGCUUCGUGCCGCCCGUCCUUUCGCCCCCGGUGACGCCCAAGAAACAGCAGCUGGACGAAGGCGCUGCCCUCUUCGACAACGACGACGACGACAACAGCAACAGCAACCACUCUGGCGCCACCUCCCCUCGGUCGUGCAACGCGUUCCAGCUCAUCUCGUCCAUGUCCUCCGGGUUCGACCUGUCGGGGCUGUUCGAGAGCGAGCAGAAGACCGCGACCGUGUUCACGGCCCGCGCGCCGGCGGCCACCGUGGUGGAGAAGCUGGAGUCCGUGGCGCGCGCCCUAGGAUUCGAGGUCACCAGGGGGAAAGGCUGGAAGGUGAGGAUGGAGGCCAAGGCCGAGGGCACGAACGGACGGCUCGCGGCCACCGCCGAGGUGCUCGAGGUGGCCGUGGACGUGACCGUGGUCGAGUUCGUGCACGACGCCGGGGACGCGCUGGACUUUAACAAGUUCUGCGCCGUCGACGUCCGCCCGGGGCUCACGGAGAUCGUCUGGGCGUGGCAGGGCGACAGCCCCGCCGCCGCCGUCGGCACCGCGUGAACAAGCGUCCCCGUCUGUCACGUGGAAGUUGUAGCAACUUUGCGUAGGAGUUAAACACGGCUGCACUGGCACCAGCUUUUUAUAGCAUGUAAAGUUUCAAGUUCUCGUCGUUGCUUCGAGACUGCCAUGGUGGCUAGUUCGUUGUGUGCCAUAUGCUGUACAGGAAGGAAAGAGUCGAAUCGAGCCGGGGAGUUUUCGAUCGACUUGCCAAGUUUUGUACGAUCAUAACCUGUAUUUUCUGGAGAUGUGUGCAUACAAAAUUUUGCCCGUGAUCAAA